UAAAUUUCAGGUCCUCUAGGCAAGUGGGCAUUGAAGGGCAGGCAGCCUUUCUUGAUAAAUAGAAGCAAGUCUUCAACAACAUAGAAGCAACAAUCAUAUGGAGAACCAAAUAGACACCCAAAUGGAGCAAAGGAAGGGCCGCAGAUUGGUACUUUUUCCAUUGCCAUUCCAAGGCCAUAUAAACCCUAUGCUACUACUUGCAACCAUUCUUCACUCCAAAGGCUUCUCCAUCACCAUAAUACACACAAACUUCAACUCUCUCAACCCUUCAAACUUUCCCAACUUUACAUUCCACUCCAUCCAAGAUGGCAUCUUGGAAUCUGAAGCCUCUUCAAAAGAUGUUUUAGCUCUUGCUAAACUCCUCAACACCAAAUGUGUAGAGCCUUUCCGGGAUUGCAUGGUUAAGCUCUUGUCUGAUGUCUCAGAGGAAACUAUUUCUUGUUUAAUCUCAGAUGCCUUCUUUUACUUCACUCAAGCUGUUGCUGACAGUCUUAGGCUCCCGAGGGUUGUUUUGAGGACUGGUGGUCUUUCCUCUUUUGUUGUUUUUGAUGCAUUUCCACUGCUAAGGGAAAGGGGUUACUUUCCCAUACAAGAUUCUCAAUUAGAAGAGCCAGUGGCAGAGCUUCCACCUCUCAAAGUCAAAGACCUCCCAGUGAUGGACAAUGUGGACCCUGAUUCAUUUUAUGAAAUUAUAGCUGGCAUGGUCAAUGAAAGCAAGGCCUCUUCAGGAAUCAUUUGGAACUCCUUUGAAGAGCUUGAGCAGUCUGAACUUGACACAUUGCGCCAAGAAUUUCCAAAUCCAAUCUUCCCAAUAGGCCCAUUUCACAAAUACUAUCUAACCUCUUCUUCAAGUAGCUUGUUAGCCCAAGACCAAAGUUCCAUUUCCUGGCUAGACAAACAAGCUCCUAAAUCUGUAAUCUAUGCAAGCUUUGGGAGCUUAGCGGCCUUAAGUGAAGCCCAAUUUUUGGAGAUUGCUUGGGGGCUAGCCAAUAGCAAUCAGCCCUUCUUGUGGGUGGUUCGACCUGGAUUAGUCCGUGGCUCGGAAUGGCUCGAACCAUUGCCAAGUGGGUUCCUUGAGACAUUGAAUGGAAGGGCUCAUAUUAUAAAAUGGGCUCCUCAGCUGGAAGUGCUGGCCCACCCAGCUGUAGGUGCAUUUUGGACUCACAGUGGUUGGAAUUCAACAUUGGAGAGUAUAUGUGAGGGGGUCCCUAUGAUUUGUAUGCCUUGUUUCACCGACCAAAAGGUAAAUGCCAAGUAUGUUAGCCAAGUUUGGAAGGUUGGUCUGCAGCUAGAGAAUGGAUCGGACAGAUUGGAGAUAGAGAGGUGCAUUAGAAGAUUGAUGGUGGAGAAAGAAGGGGAGGAGAUUAGAGACAGAAUUUCAAAGUUGAAGGAGAAGGCAAAAUUUUGCCUGCAACAGGGUGGUUCUUCACUCCAAAACUUGGACAGCUUGGUUAGUCAUAUUUCUAAACUAGAAUCAUUUGUCUUCCAUUCUCAGUGACACCUUGUUGCAAGAGUUUUGAACUUAUUUGGUUUGGGGCAUUCGAAGGGUCUACAAGAGUUUCACUCGAUAUCUUAUGUUGUACUUUUCAGUUCUAAGCAUUGGCACUUUGUGACAAAAUAUUUUGUCCAAUUUUUACUCAUUAUUGUAAACUUUUGACUAGGAAAACUGAUUGUUUUUAGAUCCCUUAAAACA
Molecule: messenger RNA, 1693 nt
Organism: Quercus lobata
Lineage: Eukaryota; Viridiplantae; Streptophyta; Magnoliopsida; Fagales; Fagaceae
Product: UDP-glycosyltransferase 76B1-like
Exons: 2
Coding region: 98-1498 (466 amino acids)
Molecular function (GO): quercetin 7-O-glucosyltransferase activity; quercetin 3-O-glucosyltransferase activity
Source: RefSeq, a predicted model, not a curated record